UUUUGCACCCGGUCCUGCUGUUCCCAGGACGCUAUAAAAGAGCCGCCCAGUCGCUGACAGUCACAACACUCACUCAUCUGAGAUUGAAGACUCAACACCUGUAAGGAAGCCACAACCAUCAGCUGAAUAAUGGACCCUUGCGACUGCUCCAAGACUGGAACCUGCAACUGCGGAGGAUCCUGCACGUGCACAAACUGCUCCUGCACCAGCUGCAAGAAGAGCUGCUGCUCAUGCUGCCCAUCCGGCUGCACCAAGUGCGCCUCCGGCUGCGUGUGCAAAGGGAAGACGUGCGACACCAGCUGCUGUAAGUGAGGAGCCUGCAGCAUCAGCACUCUACUACCCUUGUGAUGGCACCUGUGUCAACUGACUGAAUUGCAGCUGUGUACCGGAAAUGUAUUUUGUACUUGUCUUCAAUGUUGAAAUAAACGCGGAUCCCUAAUGUG
Siniperca chuatsi (mandarin fish) is the source of this 443-nucleotide messenger RNA. RefSeq names its product metallothionein 2 (gene mt2). Bases 130 to 312 code for a protein of 60 amino acids. Gene Ontology annotation, molecular function: metal ion binding. The transcript has 3 exons. The record is from RefSeq and is a predicted model, not a curated record. NCBI's taxonomy places the organism in Eukaryota, Metazoa, Chordata, Actinopteri, Centrarchiformes, Sinipercidae.